GCACUUCUACUUCGUGCUCGCUACAGUGAAGAAAUGAGUCGACUAGACUUUGCUGGUACUAAAAAACUUUAUGAAGAAGCAAUUGCUAAUUUACAGCCAAUAACCGAAGAGAAGACAAUAACUACAAUAGAAAAUGUGUCAUUAGCUGCCAACAAGUAUUCAAUUGACGAACAAAAUUCUCUCCAGGUCCAUGCUUCACCACAACAAUCAGACUGUCGAAGUUUUGGGGAGGAAGCCCACUUUCGGCUAGCAAGAUUUCUUGAUCGCGCAAGAAGUCACGUUAAUCCCGGCAAGCAACAAGAGUUAGUUCAUCUUGCUUGUAAUGUUUUAAGGUCCGAAGCCUUUUAG
Protopolystoma xenopodis is the source of this 348-nucleotide messenger RNA. NCBI's taxonomy places the organism in Eukaryota, Metazoa, Platyhelminthes, Monogenea, Polystomatidea, Polystomatidae. The record is from the annotation of a GenBank genome assembly.